Andrographis paniculata is the source of this 1537-nucleotide messenger RNA. Its product is annotated as F-box protein FBW2-like. Gene Ontology annotation, molecular function: protein binding. The transcript is spliced from 3 exons. The coding region runs from base 318 to 1292 and encodes 324 amino acids. The record is from RefSeq and is a predicted model, not a curated record. NCBI's taxonomy places the organism in Eukaryota, Viridiplantae, Streptophyta, Magnoliopsida, Lamiales, Acanthaceae.
AAUGAAGCGAUAGAAGAAGACGUAAGUAAGAUGGGACAUUGCUUUUGCUUCUUUCCUUUUCACCCCCUCUGAAAAUCCAAAAUCAAAAUAUAUGGAGAAGAGUUAGAGAUAGAGAGAGAGAGAGAGAGAGAGGGAGAGAGAAUGGUGGCGGUGUAGCGAAGAGGAGGAGGACCCUUCAUUUCAGGCGGAGAAACCGGUGUGCUUUUGCUUCAGCAGAUCCUACACAAUCUCAUCUCAGUUCUUCUUCGAUUCGAUUCGAUUUAUUCUUCCAAGCAAUACAAAAGCUAUAGCUAAAAGUGAAAGUAUUAGAUCCAUCAAUGGAGGAUGUCCGAAAAUGGGACGAACUGAUACCCGACGCCCUCGGCCUAAUAUUUAAGCACCUUCCUUUGCGCGACAUUCUGACAGUCGUUCCCGCCGUCUGUAAAUCUUGGAGGAGAACAGUUGCCGGACCUUAUUGCUGGCAAGAGAUAAACCUUGAUGAAUGGGCAUGGAACUGCAACCCCGAAAAGCCCGAACUCAUCGAUCGAAUGCUCCGACUCCUCGUCGGAAGAAGCUGUGGUUCCCUAAGGAAACUCACUGUCUCCGGUCUUACCAACGAUCAAACCGUUUCGUUCGUCGCAAAUCAUGCUCGAUCGUUGCAAGCGCUGCGCAUCCAAAGAAGCGACAUUACGGAUUCGACAAUGGUAAAUGCCGCGGGAAAGAUGAGCGCGCUCACGUUUCUCGAUUUGAGCUAUUGCAUAAACGUGGGAGCCGAGGCCCUGCGAGCGAUCGGCGAGCACUGCAAGUGGCUCACGACGUUACGCCGCGUGAUGCAUCCGCUCAAAGUGAUGGACAAGCUGUCGCAGGACGACGAGGCGGUGGCGAUUGCGUCGACGAUGCGGAAGCUGAAGCACCUUGAGAUUGCGUACUUGCUCGUGGGCACCUCCGGGGUGGCGGAUAUUCUCGAGAAGUGUAAGGAUUUGGAGCUGCUCGAUGUGCGGGGUUGCUGGAACGUGAACUUGGACGAGAAAUUUGUGAAGAGGUUCACGAAGCUGAAACUGGUCGGGCCGGACAUUUGCAACAGCUGCGACGUGAACGGGCGGGACGAUAAUUCGGAUUACUCGGCGGGGUCGUCGGGCGGGUACUUGGCGUGGGAUUUUGUGGCCGGGGAGAUGGACGGUGAGGAUGAGGAGUUGGGGGAGAUGAUGGAUGAUUUCUGGGAAGAUGAUGAUCCUAUGGAGGAUGUUGAGAUGUGGUUUUACGACGCCGUUAACGCUGUCGAUGCUGCUUAUGAUUGGCCUCAUUCGCCCUAAUAAGGAUGUCUGGAUUGUGAAGAUGGUUUAUAUAUAUAUAUAUAUAUAUAUAUGUGUGUGUGUGUGUGUGUGUUCUUGUGAUGUGUAAGAAAAACUGUUGUUCGAUGAAUGGAUUGAAGUGUGUUUGUGAUGGAAAUAUUUGUUUUGGUUGGUUGGAGUAGAAAGUUUGGGUGAAGUGAAGGUUUGGAGUGUAAUUACUAUAUGUUAUGUAUUUUAUUGAAAUAAAUUUGAGUUGUGGUUGAAUA